AGACGGUUUGAGAGCGACCGACAUACAAUAAUGCCUCCAAAUUUUUUUGUUUCUCAUGCUUUGGAAGAAGGACAGGACUGGAGGGCGUUUAUGGCUGGUAUUGCUACAUACCCCAACUUCAUGGUUGCUUGGUGGGAUGUUGAUACGGUCUUAUUGCCGAUUCAUUCAUCCCCUAAUCAUUGGCUAUUUGGGGAACUACGAUUAGCGUCAAUGGAAGUGCAUAUUUAUGACAGUCUUGGUAGAGGUGCUUAUGAAAAAUUCCAAUCCGAAGGAAUCUUUUCCAAAUUUGAACGUCGGGUGGCAAAUUAUUUGGACAAGAUUAAGUAUUGGGCGUGGAGGAACAUCCCAAGGAUUCCAUUGAAUAUGCAAUUCAUUUAUGAAGAAAACGUUCCCCAACAAAGUAGUCAUUUGGGAGAUUGCGGUGUUUUUCUUUGUAUGUUUAUGGAGCAAUUGGUUUCAGGUCAACCAAUACGUGUUCUUAUUGACCCAAAGAACGCAGCUUUAGAGUUCCGUCUCCGGAUGGCAAAAAUUAUUUGGGGGUCUAGUCUUGCUCCUCUGUAGUUGGAUUAUAUAAAUGUAUAUACAAAUUAAUGUUGGAUUUCAUUAUUAGUUUAUCUUUAGAGUUUACUCAACGGAUGACAAAAAAUAUAACGUUACGACAAUUACAACAAUUUAAUGACCUACUAAUUACUUAUCAAUAAAUUCAACAUAAG
This is a messenger RNA of Lactuca sativa (garden lettuce), 713 nucleotides long. The record is from RefSeq and is a predicted model, not a curated record. Lineage: Eukaryota; Viridiplantae; Streptophyta; Magnoliopsida; Asterales; Asteraceae.